UAAAUACCCACUUUGACCUCACCGUCGGCUUCUUCGGCCGGUUGGGUUGCUUCCCCUUCCAUCCUCUCUGCUCUGCUGCCCGCUGGCCUGGUCUGGCGUUGCGGCGGCCUUGCUGCCGGCGCUGGCGGUGGUUUGAGUUGGAGCAACCGCAUCAUCAGCUGCUGGCGUCUGGCGAGGCCGGAUCGAAAUCAAUGGCGGCGAGGUGACCUCGUCUUUCCCCCGCUUCAGUAGUCCGGCGGCCGCGUCCUCCUCCUCGCCUCCGAUCCUCCGUCCCCCCUGUGCGGUGCGCGUGCCAGCGACCACCGCCCGGAUUAGGGGGAGAAGAGAAGGCGUCCCCGAGGAAGAGUCCGCUCUUUCCGGCAGCCGUUUCUCCAGCAGGCAGGAGGGCUGUUCAACUCCAGUGAUUGAUUGAAUUCCUUCGCGAGGCCACGAAAUUGGGGGGAUUUCUUCAUUUCCUCACUGGCUUAACCGGCAGGAAAGCAGCUUUUUUCGCGAGGUUCUCGGCUUGAUUUCCUCGUGCGGAGGGCCGGCCGGUGCUUGUACCUCUACCUCGGAGCAUGCGUCGCGUCCGGGUGUCCUCCCAGCAGGCCCCCGUCCACAAGCUCGGCGACGCCCAGAUGAAGCUCACGCCCAGGUUCCGCCUCGCCGCCACCUCCACCUCCACCUCGGAUCCAGAGCACCAGCAGCAGCAGCCACCGUCGUCGUGGGAGGAGGAGCAGGCGCCGCUGAUCCCGGGCCUGCCCGACGACGCGGCGCUCAACUGCCUGCUCCGCCUGCCCGUCUCCGCCCACGACGCGUGCAGGCUGGUGUGCCGCCGCUGGCGCGUGCUCCUCGCCGACAAGGCCCGGUUCUUCGCGCAGCGGAGGCAGCUGGGCCUCCGGACGCCCUGGCUCUUCACGCUCGCGUUCCACCGCUGCACGGGCAAGAUCCAGUGGAAGGUGCUGGACCUGGGCCACCUCACGUGGCACGCCAUCCCGGCCAUGCCGUGCCGCGACCGGGCAUGCCCGCGCGGGUUCGGUUGCGUCGCUACCCCCGGCGGCGACGGCGCCGACGGCGCGCUCCUCGUCUGCGGCGGCCUCGUCUCCGACAUGGACUGCCCGCUGCACCUCGUGCUCAAGUAUGACAUCUAUAAGAACAGGUGGACCGUCAUGACACGGAUGCUCACUGCUCGGUCUUUCUUUGCUGGUGGCGUGAUUGAUGGCCGGGUUUAUGUUGCUGGUGGGUAUAGCGCGGAUCAGUUCGAGCUCAAUUCAGCCGAGGUUCUUGAUCCUGAGAAGGGUGUUUGGCAGCCCAUUGCUAGUAUGGGGAUGAACAUGGCGUCGUCUGACUCUGCGGUGAUCGGCGGCAGGCUCUAUGUCACUGAAGGAUGCGCUUGGCCGUUCUUCUCAUCGCCGAGAGGCCAAGUGUAUGACCCCAAGAUCGACCGGUGGGAGGUGAUGCCGGUUGGAAUGCGUGAAGGGUGGACGGGGCUAAGUGUCGUCAUUGAGGGACGCCUGUUUGUCAUUUCAGAGUAUGAGAGGAUGAAGGUUAAAGUGUAUGAUGCAGAGGCGGAUUCAUGGGACUCAGUCAGCGGCCCUCCGAUGCCUGAAAGGAUUAUGAAGCCCUUCUCGGUCAGUUGUCUCGACAGCAAGAUCGUCGUCGUCGGACGAGGUCUCCAUGUCGCGAUUGGCCAUGUUCAGAAGGAACCUGCUGGUGAUCCUGAUAGCAGGAGUUCAGGCUACUCCAUUUGCUGGCAAGAUGUGGAUGCUCCUAAGGAAUUCAGCGACCUGACACCUUCAAGCAGCCAGAUUCUGCAUGCUUAGCUGCUCGUUGAGUGAGCGAGAACCAUUGGUAAUCCGCAGAAUGACCGCAGCUGCCAAGUCUUCCUUGCCAAGUUCAGAACUGUUGUUGAAUGCACAAGUGUUCCUUGCUUUGUUGACAAGCUGAUAGCUUAAGUUUGUAUUUGUAACUUUUCUUCCUUUGUGCAUUGCAUGACUCUUAUUGAUAUGUGAUAUAAGAAGUAAGCUGUUCUGUCAUUCUGCAAGUGCAACGCUUCGCAUUUCCUCACACAGAGUGGCAACAGUUUCCUGAAAACUUUGAGCUUGCAAAAUUUCUUUUUGUAUGUACUGUAGUAUCUAUUCAGAUGCCUUUUAGCCAGAUAAAGGUUGGAUUGUGUUA
Molecule: messenger RNA, 2157 nt
Organism: Sorghum bicolor (sorghum)
Lineage: Eukaryota; Viridiplantae; Streptophyta; Magnoliopsida; Poales; Poaceae
Product: F-box/kelch-repeat protein At1g30090
Exons: 2
Coding region: 558-1802 (414 amino acids)
Molecular function (GO): protein binding
Source: RefSeq, a predicted model, not a curated record